AUGAAGUUUAUUCUUGCGCUGACUGUAAUGGCCGCCUCUGCCAUGCUCAACGAAACAUCUGUGUCUCGCCAACUUCAAGCGACACCCCCGCCGUACUGCUGGCUCGGCUCGUAUGCCCGUGGCGUUGGCACAGUGCCCAAGUUAUGCGCGCAAGGCCAAGAACUCAUAGGACUCCUUUGCUACGACAAUUGCCCGUGUGGGAUGUCACGUAAAGGCCUAGAUUGCCACUCGGACUGCCCCAAAGACAUGGCGGACCAAGGCCUCUUUUGCCGCAAGAAGGAGUACGCUCGAGGCGCUGGCUACCCUUGGAAAAUUGGCGACGCUUUUGAUGACGACGCCAUGUUCAAACGUUGCGAACACGACAACGGCGGCCGCGACACGUGCGAGAAGUAUGGCCUUGUUGUGUACCCGAAAUGCAAAGAGGGGUUCACCUCCUUUGGCUGCUGCAUGUGCCGCCCCAGUCCACCAGACUGCGAGAAGCUUGGGCUGGCCGGCAGAAUCGGCCUGUCUUGUGCAAAGAAAAUAAUCAUCGGGAGUCCCCAUUUGCGUACGUGUGCACCGUACGAAGAGCUUAGCGCUGGGUUGUGCUACAAAAAGUGUUUGAAGGGCUUCCAUGGUAUCGGGCCGAUCUGCUGGAACCGCGCCCCGCCUGAAUGGUUCCAGUGUGGCACGGGAGCCACCAAGACCUCGGAGGAAUGCGAACAAAUCAAAACUGACAAGAUCUUAUCGGUCGCGUCGUUGGUGCUCAAAAUUACCACGGAGUUCUCGUCAAGCUCAGAAGAGCCUGGAACUCCAUCAAGUCCACGUCCGUCGUUCAAAACGCCUUGA
Messenger RNA from Aphanomyces invadans, 828 nucleotides. RefSeq lists its product as hypothetical. The transcript has 2 exons. Bases 1 to 828 code for a protein of 275 amino acids. NCBI's taxonomy places the organism in Eukaryota, Oomycota, Saprolegniomycetes, Saprolegniales, Verrucalvaceae. The record is from RefSeq and is a predicted model, not a curated record.